Molecule: messenger RNA, 516 nt
Organism: Ceraceosorus guamensis
Lineage: Eukaryota; Fungi; Basidiomycota; Exobasidiomycetes; Ceraceosorales; Ceraceosoraceae
Exons: 2
Coding region: 1-516 (171 amino acids)
Source: RefSeq, a predicted model, not a curated record
AUGCCGAUCAAAAAGCCACAAGGCGGCGCGGCGACGCCAGCAGCAUCCCAAGCAGCGCUGAUCUCACCACUAGGCAGCUCCAUCUUCGGUCUACAUCUCCUCUUCACCUUUCCUCUGGGUCUUUUGAGUCUCUUUUCGCCGCUUUCCAUUCCUUUGCUAGAGCCGAGCAACUCUCUGCUCCUGCUCGUUCGUCUCUACGGCAUCGCUCUCCUCUCGCUGGGUGUUCCCUUGCUUCUAGUCAGACCUCUGCCCGAUCACCUGCCAGGCAAGAGGGCAGUCGUGCUGGGCAUACUGGUCUACCAUGGAGCGAUCACUCCCAUCGUUGCUCAAGCUCCUAGAGUAGUUCCCGUCUCCUUCGGAAAGCUAGCAGAAACGCUCUUGAUCACUCCAGAGACCACUCUGGCCGCCAUACAUGGGCUCUUGGCCAUCGGCUGCCUCGCUUGGUGGCAAACAACUCUUCCACAGACAGUCGCACAGGGCAGCGCACGCAAGAGAGCCGCACCAGGCUCCGAAUGA